Lathyrus sativus (Indian pea) is the source of this 771-nucleotide messenger RNA. The record is from the annotation of a GenBank genome assembly. NCBI's taxonomy places the organism in Eukaryota, Viridiplantae, Streptophyta, Magnoliopsida, Fabales, Fabaceae.
AUGUUUUUGAAGGAUAACAAUACUAACGGCUACCACCAUCAACCACCACCUCCACCAUCGGAAAUGGUGCAUAAUCACAUCAACAGAGACAGAGCCCGUCGUGUCAGUCGCUGCUCACGUGUUUCCACCUCUAAUUCCCUUGUUAGGGUUUCCGAUACCGUACAACCUCAACACCUACAACAGUCUAAUCGAUCUCCUUGCACAGAUUACGAUAUGGCGUAUUUUCAUUCCUAUGCUCACCUCGGUAUUCAUCAAGAGAUGAUCAAGGAUCGUGUGCGGACGGAUACUUAUAGGGAAGCAAUCAUGCGGCAUCAGAGUCUUAUCGCUGGCAAAGUUGUAGUUGAUGUUGGGUGCGGUACAGGAAUCCUUUCUAUAUUUUGUGCUCAGGCUGGUGCAAAGCGGGUGUAUGCAGUUGAUGCCAGUGACAUUGCUCUGCAGGCAAAUGAAGUUGUUAAAGCAAAUAACCUUUCUGAUGUUGUCAUUGUAUUGCAUGGACGAGUUGAGGAUGUUGAAAUUGAUGAAGAGGUGGAUGUUAUAAUUUCAGAAUGGAUGGGCUAUAUGCUUCUAUAUGAGAGCAUGCUUGGGAGCGUUAUUACUGCCAGAGAUCACUGGCUCAAACCUGGUGGUCUUAUUCUUCCUUCGAGUGCAUCGUUGUACAUAGCUCCUGUCACACAUACGGACAGAUACAGUGACAGCGUCGACUUUUGGCGCAAUGUUUAUGGAAUUGACAUGUCUGCCAUUGUAUCAUUAGAAAAACAAUGUGACGUAUAA